Alexandromys fortis (reed vole) is the source of this 7258-nucleotide messenger RNA. It is a transcript of the gene Tfap4, whose product is annotated as transcription factor AP-4. Gene Ontology annotation, cellular component: nucleus. The record is from RefSeq and is a predicted model, not a curated record. The transcript has 7 exons. Gene Ontology annotation, biological process: regulation of transcription by RNA polymerase II. Gene Ontology annotation, molecular function: protein dimerization activity; DNA-binding transcription factor activity, RNA polymerase II-specific; RNA polymerase II cis-regulatory region sequence-specific DNA binding. Bases 5457 to 6386 code for a protein of 309 amino acids. NCBI's taxonomy places the organism in Eukaryota, Metazoa, Chordata, Mammalia, Rodentia, Cricetidae.
CAGGUGGAGAGAUGCUGGGAGAACCUGGUGGCCAGCGUCCCCUUCGAUGUAUUAGAUAGGCACCUCAGCCAUUCGUCCUGAGUUGGAGACCUAACAUUCCCCACCUUAUUUGUUUCCUUAUACUCUUUAUUUAAUUUUUAAAAUUCCAAUAUUUUAAAAUGUGUAUGGGUGUUCUGCCUGCCUGCAUAUCUGUGCAGCGCAUGUGUGCCCUGCCCUCAGAAGCCAGAAGAGGGCAUCAGAUCCCCUGGAAUUGUGGUUACAGACAGUGUGAGCUGCAGUGUGGGCACUGGCAAUUAAACCUGGGUCAUCUGGAAUGUUCUCUCAACUACUCUUAACCAUUUCUCCAGCCCAGCUGUGUAUCCCAGGCUGGCCUCAAACUUGGGAUCCUCCUGCUUCCUUCUUAGCGUAACUUACUGAUGUAAACUACCACGGCGGAUCUCUGUGAGUUCGAGACCAGCCUGGUCUACAGAGCUAGUUCCAGGACAGGCUCCAAAGCCACAGAGAAACCCUGUCUUGAAAAACCAAAAAAAACAAACAAACAAAAACAAAAACAAAAAACUACCACGGCCAACAUCUUGUCCUUGUAUUUUAGAAGAGGUCUUGAACCAGAUCUGGAGCUUAUCAGUUUGGUGCCCCUGGCUGGGGUUAAGGGGCUCCAGGGAUCCGCUUGUCUCCAACGCACCCCCAGCUCCUAGGUGUGCACUGUGUCCAGCCUUUAUGUGGAUGCGGGGGGGGGGGGGUCAGAAUUCAGGCCGAGCCAUCUCCUUAGUGCCCCACCCCCUUUAGUAAACAGUAGGUUCUCAUUUAGUCCACGUUGGUCUCCAACUUGAUUUGUAGGCUAAAAUGACCUUGGACUCCUGAUCCUCCCACCUCCACCCACAAGUACUGGAGUUUCAAGCUUGUGUUCCUCUGUGUCUCUUAUAAACUCUUUGAAGGCUCCUUUAAGGGUUGACAAGCUGGCUUCGUCGGUAAAGGUCCCUAUGGACAAACCUAAUGACCUGAGUUUAAUCCCAGAGUCCUGCAGGUAGACAUCUCUUGAGUUUGAAGCCAGCCUGGUCUAUGUAGCAAGUUCCAGAACAGCCAGGGCUACAUAGAGAUCCUGUUUUAAAAGAAAAAAGAAAAGUGGUGUCAUUAUUAAGAACUUUGGCAAGGGCUGGAGAGAUGGAUCAGUGGUUAAGUACUGGCUGCUUUUCCAAAGACGCAGGUUCAAUCCACUUCCAGGAGAUCUGACACCCUCACAUAGACAUAACAUACAAGGAUAAAAAAAACCCAGCAAUGCACAUUAGAAAACUGUGAAAAAAAAUAAAUUGCUUUCUUAAAAAUAAAAAAGGAAUUUGGCAUGGCCGGGUGGUGGUGGUGCAUACCUUUAAUCUCAGCACUGGGGAGGAAGAGGCAGGUGGAUCUCUUGAGAUCUAGGCCAGCCUGAUCUACAGAGUGAGUUUCAGGACAGCCAGGGCUACACAAAGAAAUGCUGUCUAAAAACAAAAUAACUUUGGCAUGCUUGUUUGGUCUCUGAUCAUGUAUUUAUGAAGCACCAGCUUGAUGCUGGGGCUAAGGAUAUAGUAAUAAGCCCUGACCCCUGUCCAUGGCAGCUCACUGAUUCAGGAUGCUGAAGGGUUUUGUCAGCUCCCUGAGAGGCUGGGUACCUGGGUACCUGGGUACUGAAAACCUCCAGGGAAAUAGGCCAUUCUUUCUUCCUCUUGUUAUACUGAAUUCUAUUCAACGUCACCACGAUCCUGCAUAAGGCAGUAUUGCCACUUCAUGAACGUGGGGAGAUCUGAGAUGGGGAGAUUUCAGUGGCUAGGGUUCCACAGCUAGCAACUGUCAGCUGGUGUUGGCAUCUGUAUCCUGGGCAGGCUAGGGAAGAGGUGCCUGUGACAGGAAUCACUUGGGGCAGGUUGGUCAGGGGCUGUCAGGGCUGUGGAGGUAGUGGGCCUGUGAUGGAGAAAACAUGAACGUGUUGGGUACCGUUGGUGGGAGGUCAUCUCUAUGUCUUCUCCCGGGUAUGGGAGAAAUUCCACAUGGCCUUUCCCACCUUUUGAUUGCAGAUGCUGGGUGUUUUAGGGAUGCUAAAUGGGUUCAGGCCAUGUGAAAAAGUUGGUGGUGGCCAAUUAAGAGGGUGAUCAGGCUGGGCAGGAGGAUCAGGGAUCCAGAUGUGAACCACCACCUGUCUCCUGCUCUAGAGCAUCUGGUUAGAGUACUGCUGUUCUUCACUAGGGACAAUGACCCUGCACUUAGAACCCAAGGCUGGGUGGCCUAAUUCCGUUUCUUGGCCAUUGGCCCAGCUUCUUAUUCCUGAAGCCAAGCAAUCCCUGAUCAGCAGCAAUCUCUGCCAUCACAGGCCAGAGUCGCCCCAAGCCCGUGGUCUCAGCAGUCUUCACUGCUUACAGAGGGGACUCUGAAGUUUUGGGGGGGUGGGACUUUUCCAUGUGAUUACUCACUGUGAAUUUGCUUUUGUAAAACCAAGAAAGAGCUGUAAGGAACUUCCAGGCAUAUGCAAGAAAGUCUCCUUUUUCUAGUGCAGUAUCACCUGGAAGUCACCACUGGGCUGGUUAGCAAUCAGGAUAGCUGAUCUGCAUUCCACCAAUCAGAAUUCACCGUCAGGGAGCUGGAGAGGUGGCUCAGCGGUUAAGAGCACUGACUGCUCUUCCAGAGGACCCAGGUUCAAUCCCCAGCACCCACAUGGCAGCUCACAACUGUCUAACUCCAGUUCCAGGGGAUCUGGCAUCUUCACACAGACAUGCAUGCAGGCAAAACAUUAGUGCAAAUAAAAUAAAAAGUAAUAAAAGUUUUUUUUUUCUUUAAAGAAUUCACGGUCAGCUCACACUCUACACACUAGAACUCCUGGCUAGCUUACCGACAUUCCACCACUUAUAACACCCACUCGCCCCCACCCCCACCCCGCUCAGCAGUCACCUGCUAACUCCCAGCUGGAGCUUCCUGGCUGUUGUUUAGGCGAGUCAUUGAGACAGUCCCAAUCCCCAUGCAGAAUUGCAGCUUUGCAGGGACAGUUUCUUUCUCAGAGCUGAGUCCGGGGGGUGACCAUGUUAAUUGGCAGUUGGUUCCUGAGCAAGGCAGUUGGGCUAGGGACCUGCUCACCGUCUGGUAGCCAGGAUCUCUUCCUCGUGGGAGUUCUGUGAUGGACCCUUUCCGGGCCAGGGCUGUGAGGUUCCCAGUCAGUGUCCGGGGUAGCCGAGUUGAUGGGAACUGCAGGGGACUGCUUGCAGCUGUACCCUGUCUGCCAUCCCACCCGGUAGGGCCUAGAGUGAGUCAGUCACACACACUUAGUUGUGCAGGUUGUGAUUGUGUGUGGGCCCUUAACAGAGGGCACACCCAGUUGGAGCCUGCUCUGCCCUACUCUACACAGCACAGGACCAUAUCUAUGGUUCACUGCUGCAGUGAAAGCCAGGGAGAAAGAGGUCUCAAUAAUAGCACCUGUGAUUCCAGCACUUGGAAGGCUGAGGCAGGAGGAUUGCUGUGAGGCCAGUCUGGGCUGUAAGAGUGAAACCUUGUCACAAACACAGCAGCAACAAAGGAGUCAACAUUGUAACUCUCCAUGGUGCCUGACCCUCCUUUCCUGGGGAACCUGUUCCACCUUGCUCUGGGGUCCCAAUGCCACAUUUUACUGAAGCUGGUCCCUUCCUCUAACCUGGGAAUCAAGUACCCUUAAGUCUACUCACUGGUUCUUUGAAACAGUGUCUUUUUUUUUUCUUUUGGUUUUCGAGACAGGGUUUCUCUGUAGCUUUGUAGCCUGUCCUGGAACUAGCUCUUAUAGACUAGACUGGCCUCGAACUCACAGAGAUUCGCCUGCCUCUGCCUCCCAAGUGCUGGGAUUAAAGGCGUGCACCACUACUGCCCUGCUGAGACAACAGUGUCUUAUUCAACAGCAUAGAUUAUCCUCAAACUCAGGAUCUUCCUGCCUCUACCUAGCUCUAGGAUUACAGAUGUGUGACACUAUGCUUUCUUGUUUUGUUUUUUAAAUGGAGUUCUGGGGAUUGAAUCUAGGACUUUGAGCAUGUUAAGCAAUCACUUUAUCAACUGAACCACAGCCUUAACCUCGUUUAUUUAUUUUUAAAAUUGCACUCCGGUAUUCUGAGGCCCUUAAGACAGGCUAGCCCUCUGGGUAGCCUGAGGCUGGUUAUAAGCUCUGUUUGGAGACCCAGGGUUAGAUCAGUUUUAGCCUUUGAGGUGUCAUUAGCAGGGGCCCAGAGACUGGGCGAGCUGAGGGGGAGACUCCCGCAUCAAUCAGGGUUGGGUGGGGAAUUCUAAUCCCUGGGUGACUUGUUUCUGUGACUUCUCAUGUGUGUAUGCGUAUGUAUUUAUAGUGUUUAUGUGUAGGAUGCCCACAGAGGCCAGGGUAUCGAUGCCCUGCAGUUGCAGUUACGGGCAGGCAGUUUGGAGCCACCUGGUGUGGGUUUUGGGACCCGAACUGAGGUCCUGUAGAAGAGCAAGAACUCUUAGCUGCUUAGCCAUCUCUUCAUCCUCCCUCCUACUAACCACUUUUAAAAUUUGAGUCGGGGUCCCAUGUAGUCUGUAGCCCAGGCUGACUUUGAACUUGCGAUGUAGGUGAGGAUAAGCUUGAACUUAAUUUUGCCCUUGCCUUCCUAGUGCUGGUAUUACUGGCAUAUUGCCAUGGUGCCAGACGCCUCGUCUCUUUCAUUGUUUUUUUUGAGACAGGCGUCUUCCUGUGUAGCCCAGGCUGGCCUCAAAAACCCCCCCCCCCCACUCUUUCAGCACUGCGUCCUAAGUGCUUACAUUCAGGCGUGGGCCGUCAUAUCCUUCAAAGUCUUGCCUUCAAAGUCCUGUGGUGUUUGAUUUCACUGGCCCCCUGGCUCCAGAGGAGGUGUGUUCAGGGCCAGACCCCAAGGACUGAGGAGCAUGGCUUUGUCCUGCUCUGAGUCCUUGUCCCCUUCCAGAUGCCCCAUUGCUUCCUUUUUGGGGCUGGGAAAAGGGAGGCAUCCUGGACCUCCAGCUAUUCCGCCCUAACACUGUUUAUCCCCACCCUAAGCUUUAAGUAGGGAAGUCUCAUCUGUGGGAGACCUGGGCCCCUUUAGGUCCUAUGGGGACCUAGGGAGAAGGGGCCAUGUAUUCUGGGUGCUCUGGGGUCCUGGGCAGAAGGGACCUGGCUUGAUGGAGUGGGAAGGGAGCUGCUUUGCCUCCAAGUCGCCUGCAGUAGCCAACAGGGAACUCAUUCCCAGCUGUCCAUCCUUUCUGUUGGGAGAGGAUGCUGAGGCCCUGGAAGGGGCAGGGAUGCUGCUAGGGUCCUUUAGGGAGCUGAGGCAGGACAGAUGGGGUAGGCUGGGUGGGGCUGGACAGGCUUCAGCUGUUUCCAGCUGCUGCAGAUGUGUCCCCUGCUGGGCUGCACAGCAGCCCAUUUUCCCUGAGGAUAGAGGCAGGAGCCAGCUCACUGCAAGAGAGUUAGAUCUGGCACCCCGUUGACCUCAGACUCCACAUCAAUGAGCCUUGCCAACAUUCCUCUGACCCCCGAGACCCAGCGGGACCAGGAAAGGCGGAUCCGGCGGGAGAUUGCCAACAGCAACGAGCGAAGGCGCAUGCAGAGCAUCAACGCGGGCUUCCAGUCCCUCAAGACUCUCAUUCCCCACACAGAUGGCGAGAAACUCAGCAAGGCAGCCAUUCUCCAGCAGACAGCAGAAUACAUCUUCUCUCUCGAGCAGGAGAAGACGAGACUCCUGCAGCAGAACACGCAGCUCAAGCGCUUCAUCCAGGAGCUGAGUGGCUCAUCCCCCAAGCGGCGACGGGCAGAAGACAAGGACGAGGGCAUUGGCUCCCCUGACAUCUGGGAGGACGAGAAGGCUGAGGACCUUAGGAGGGAAAUGAUUGAGCUUCGGCAACAGUUAGACAAGGAGCGAUCUGUGCGGAUGAUGCUGGAGGAGCAGGUGCGCUCCCUUGAGGCCCACAUGUACCCGGAAAAACUCAAGGUGAUCGCACAGCAGGUGCAGCUGCAGCAGCAGCAGGAGCAGGUGCGGCUGCUGCAUCAGGAGAAGCUGGAGCGGGAACAGCAGCACCUGCGGACUCAGCUUCUGCCUCCAGCCCCGACCCAUCACCCCACAGUGAUCGUGCCUGCGCCAGCCCCGCCUUCCUCCCACCACAUCAAUGUUGUCACCAUGGGCCCCUCCUCAGUCAUCAAUUCUGUUUCUACAUCCCGGCAAAAUCUGGACACCAUUGUGCAGGCAAUCCAGCACAUUGAGGGCACCCAGGACAAGCAGGAGCUGGAGGAGGAACAGAGACGAGCGGUGAUCGUGAAGUCCGUUCGCAGUUGCGCAGACGCUCACACCUCCGAUACCGCCUCGGACUCUGAGGCCUCGGACAGCGACGCCAUGGACCAGAGCCGGGAGGAGCCUUUGGGGGACGGGGAGCUUCCCUGACCACCCCCAGCCCUCCUCUCCCUUCUGGGGUUAGAGGGGGCCGGGGUAACAACAGGGAGAAACAUGGGUGAAUGAGUGAGGAAUUUUUACAAAAUUAUGAUGUCAUUUGGGUCUCUUUUAUGACCUCUUUUUCAAUACUGUAAGUCGACCUUUGAUCGAAGCCACCCAAGCCCAGGUCCCAGGGUUGGGGUGGCAUAGCACGCGUGGGAGCAUGGGACUCCAGGGCUGGGCCUCGGCCCUGGGGCCGGGGAAGCUGACACUGAGGUGCCGGGUCUCUCUCCGCCAAAAAUCUUUUUCUGUUUGUUUGUUUGUUUUCCUUCCAUUUAAACGUGUUUUUAAGAACAGGGAAAAUCAAACAAAACCCCAAGGUGUUUUCCCCCUCCCCAGGGCCAGCCCGAGACGGUCAGUCUUAGCCCCCUUCCCUCCUGUUUGGUUUUCUUUUUUCUCUUUUAAGCACUUACAUGGGUUGGGGGUCAGGCUGGGUUGGGGCUUUCUGGGGACCUGGGGCUCUACUUGUUUCUCGGUUGGGGGUUGCUGCUGCCAUUCUCUCCUCCCCCUCCCCACCUCAGCACCGGAAUUGACCAUUCUCUGCUACCACCUUCCCUCUAGGGUUUCCAUCAUUGACCCCAAAAAUGUCUUUGUCUCUCUUUUUGUUUUGUUCGUUGUUGGUUUUAUUUUGGUUUUGGUUUCUGUAAUUUUUUAAAUUUUUCUUUUUUCUUUUUCUUUUUUUUUUUUUUUACACAAUUUUGAGGUCUUUGUGUCCAAGGAGAAGCUAUUAUAUUUUGUUAAGAAAGUGGGGGUAGGGAACAAAAUACCAAGAGGCCAUUGUGCCUUUGUAAAGAAACAAAAUAAAAUUUGUACUUUGUUUUUUA